Molecule: messenger RNA, 420 nt
Organism: Daphnia carinata
Lineage: Eukaryota; Metazoa; Arthropoda; Branchiopoda; Diplostraca; Daphniidae
Exons: 2
Coding region: 1-420 (139 amino acids)
Cellular component (GO): extracellular matrix
Source: RefSeq, a predicted model, not a curated record
AUGGAGCGCCACGGAGCGGAAGAAGCGAUCAUUGACAUUGAAUGCCAUCUUCAAGGGCAAGAACGCAAAGAUAGCGAUAAAGAGCAACAAGUCACGAAAAGCAACGGCAAAAUAACAGCUGGUAGUUAUCGUGCCCAAGUGCCCGACGGUCGCAUCCAGAUCGUCACGUACACAUCCAAUAGUUACGGCUACACAGCCCGCUGCCUCCGUUUAUUGUGUUCCAGCCCAGAAGACUCCCGUAACCGUUUCCCCAGCUCCUCAAUAUAUAAAACCCCCACUACCCCUGUCCCCGUUCAACCCGCUCCAAUCUACAAAACUCCUGCCACCGUUUACCCUACACCAGCCUACGAAACUCCCCUAUUCCAGACCUCCGGCCACCAGCGCUCCGGCCUGCAACAUCCCAGUGCACGCGGAUCGUAA